Messenger RNA from Mangifera indica (mango), 1549 nucleotides. RefSeq names its product disease resistance-like protein DSC1. Lineage: Eukaryota; Viridiplantae; Streptophyta; Magnoliopsida; Sapindales; Anacardiaceae. The coding region runs from base 32 to 1549 and encodes 505 amino acids. The transcript is spliced from 2 exons. The record is from RefSeq and is a predicted model, not a curated record.
GCUUGAUCUCUCUGGUUUGUCAAAUCUAAAGAUGGUUCCAGAGUUCCCACCUGAGAUCCUAGAGUUGUAUUUAGAUGGAACUGCAGUAAAAGAAUUGUCUUCAUCGAUUGGGAAAGUAUCAUUUCUGAUAAGAUUAAGUCUUAGUAAUUGUUCAAGCCUUGAAAGUCUUCCAAGCAGCCUUUGUAAUUUGACAUCUCUUCGACAGCUUGAUCUCUCUGGUUUAUCAAAUCUAAAGAUGGUGCCAGAGUUUCUACCUGAGAUCUUAGAGUUGUAUUUAGAUGGAACUGCAGUAGAAAAAUUGUCUUCAUCGAUUGGGAAAGUAUCAUCUCUGAUAAGAUUCAGUCUUAGAAAUUGUUCAAGCCUUGAAAGUCUUCCAAACACCAUUGAUAAGUUGAAAUCUCUGAAAUAUCUUUGUAUGUCGGGUUGUUCAAAACUUGAAAGAUUGCCUGAUGAUUUGGGAAAGUUAGAGAGCUUGGAAGCAAUUGAAGCUAGUGGAAUUACUGUUAAAGAGCUGCCUUCAGUUAUGGCUGUUCUAUCACCUUUGCAAUUUUUAAAGAGAUUAGAGUUGAAUUACUGUAGUAUUACAGAGUUACCCAAUAAUAUUGACAAUCUGCCCUUACUCGUAGAUCUAGAAUUGGAAGGAAACAAUUUUGAGAGCAUCCCGACAAACAUCAUGAACCUUUCCAAGUUACAAAGCCUUAACAUAAGGUUUUGUGAUAGGCUUCAAUCCUUACCAAAGCUUCCACGCAAUAUAAAAGAACUUCUAGCAGAUGGUUGCAAAUUGCUGAAAGAAUUAUCAGGUUUUACAAAUCUAAUAACUCCAGGACCUGAUAGAAGGACACUGAGCUUGUUCAAUUGUGUCAGCCUGGGUUGGGACGCAAUCAGAAACAUUUUGAGUGAUUCUAUAUUGGAUACGUACUCAAGUAAAAUUAACCAUUUCGCAUAUAAGGUAACUCCCCAGCGAGAAGUUGAAAUUUGUUACCCUGGAAGUGACAUUCCGGAAUGGUUUAACAUUCAAAGUAGUGGAUCAGUUAUUAAGUUACCACAAGGUUCAUUCAAUGAGAAGGUUCUGGGUCUUGCCUUUUGUUUCAUUGUUGAAGUUGAAGAUAAUUGUGAUGAGUGUAAUUUCUUUGGUGUUGGUUCUACGUUGCGACUGAGUCGCCCUGAUGUGGACAGAAUGUCUAGCGAACAGACGUAUCUUUUGACCAAGUGUAUUAAGUCAGAUCAUGUAUUAGUGAUAUAUGACCACAUUAUAUGGGAGAUAUUUGGGACAGAAGAUUUUAAAUUCGCUUGUGAUACGGAAGCCGUUAUCUCUUUCCAUCCCUUAGAUAGUUUAGAAUUUACAGAGACAAAUUGGAUAAAAAAUAUAAAGAAGUGUGGGGUUUGUUUAUUGUUCACUGAAGAGUUGGAGGAAACUAUGAAAAGAUCAGGAUAUUCCAUCCAUGGUGAAGAAGAUGGAUUUAAAUCUUCAAAUUUCUAUAAGGGCGAAUCCAGCUCAAGGUAUGUAAUUGCACAACUUAUAUAUAUACGCCUUCUUAACUGUAUAUAA